UAGCGGCUGUUGAAUUCAGUUAACGGGGCACGUCACGACGCCAUCACUGGCCAUCCCCACGCUGUGAUGCACCAACAUGCCCGAAGACGCACAGCUAUCACCGCUAACACUAACGUGGCAGAUGCUUCAGCCAGCCCAGACCGGUCAAACCCAAUUCGGUAGCCCGCCAGCUGCAGCCCGGCGAUAUUCUCGGCCUCUGAAGCUGAAGAACGGUUCGGGUUGUACCGAUACAUGGAGCAGUUCCGAGGAUGGGUGAGUAGGUUCUGAGGGGAGCAGGUUGCCAGGGAUGAGCAGGUUCUGGGGGAGCAGGCUCUGAGGGAGCCGCUGGCUGGAACCAUGCGAGCGUGUUUGGACCCCAUAGCCAUCCAGAUCGACGAGGCCAGCCAAGACGGCAACGCGUAGAUGCCCUCACUAGACACCAGCCGACAUGUCGUACACAAUCUACGCGAGCACCGCCGUCAAGCCGACCGGCACCUACGUCGGCCAGGUUCUCUCGGGCGGCGACACCGACAAGUUCGUCGCCGCCCUCGGCCCCGAGAGGAAGCUCAUCCUCGCGGCCGCACCCAAGGGAGUGCCGACCGAUCUCGAUGCGGCCGACGAGACAGCGCAAUGGUUUGCACAGAUGGACGCAGUUGCCUCGGUGCUUCUCACCGGCCCCGAGGCAGCCAAGGUCAUCACGUCUUUCCAAAUCGAUCUUGUCAGGCCGGUGCCCCUGUCAUUCAGCUCGGACUCUGACGUCCUGGUCACGGCCUUCGACUCCACCCCGAUCCCGGCUCCGGGCCUCAUCAAAGGCGGCGCCGUGUUGGUGUGCGGCCUUGACUUUGACCAGACCUUUGCCGACACCAAGGAGAUCAAGACCAACGUCGGCGGCCUGUUCCAGUUCGCCGGCAUACCGGACGCCCGCGACUUUCUGCCCGGCAAGAUCGCCGACAUACCCGUCAGUUUGAAAAAGUCUGACAGCGCCGCAAAGGGGCGGCGGAACGCGCUAUGGUUCACGCCGGCCGACUCGUACCAGACCAUCAUGCGGCUGCAGUUCAGCCUGGUCGACAGCACGUCACUGCAGACGGUCCUCAGCGGCGCCCUACCCGGCUUUACGCUCGAGAGCGCCGAGGCUGUCACCAAGCGCAAGUUGUCGCUGGCCAAGACGUCGGACGGUACCAUGCCCCUGAUCGACGGCCAGGUCACCUUUGCCAUCACCUGCUCUGUCCAGGCUGUCGACGGGCCCAAGGUCACCACGACGGCGGCUGUCGACUUUGCAAGCUCCGUAGUGACACUCACCUUCCUCUUCAACUCGGAAGCCCCCCUGGACGGCGUCUUGCUGUGGCUGGCCGAGCGAUCCAACGAGCCAACUCUCAAGGACGCGGUAAGGGAGCUGCUGAAUAAAGGAGAGAAAGAGCCGCUUGUUUCCCACCUAGCCCUCCGCCGGGUAAGCGUCGGCCUGGCCUCUGAAGAGACAGAGCCGAAAGAUAAGGGCCCCAGCCUAGCCAGCUUCAGCUUCGAUAUCGAGGCUCUUACCACAUUUGACACCAAGGACCAGCCCCCGGCCGCCUUCUUGCUGUCGUACUCCUGGAGCAAGGACGUGGGCGGAAUCGGGACCAUCCGCGGCCAGUUUUGGGGCAACUAUGACACCACUUCGACCUGGAAGUUGUCCCCCAGCGACGAGGAGUGGACGGUUUUGCUGCCCUCACUAAACACGCAGCCCGCCAAGUUCAUCUACCUGGCCCACGUCAUUCCCGGAAUCACAAUCGGCGACAUUCCCGACUGCGUGCCUAGCAAGAUCAGCCGCGCCUACAUCGAGCUCUCAAAGGACAACUUUGCCCUCGGUGGCGCCAUCACGGCCGAAACACCCACCUUGUCCAAAGUGCCGCAGCCGCAGCUUGGUGAGCUGUCUCUGGACGCCAAGUUCGCCUGGGGUGCUAGCACCGAAUUCCUCCUGGACCUACAGAUCCGCGCCGCGCUGUACCCCAGCGAGCACUCCAAGCACCCGGCGCCUGCCCUGCUCAGCGGCGCUCUGCACUACGAAAAGGUAAACGAGCAGAGAAUCUGGAGGCUCGGCGCGUCACUGUCGGGGCUCUAUGCCUCCACCCUGGCCGAGUUCUUUGACGAGGACUCCAAGGACCACGUCCUUCCCCUGAUAGACUCCAUCAUGGUCAAGAACCUGACGGUCGACUACACCUACGUGACGGUUGCCAAGCCUCUGGCGGGCGAGACGUCCAAGCCCUCAACCUCGGCUGCGAGCGAGCUCAAGAUUAGGGGCACGCUCCUGAUCUCCGUGUUUGAGCUGGCUCUCAGCUACGACUACAAGGCGGGCAGCUGGACGUUUGUGGCCACCGUGAACCCGCAGGACAAGGCCGCCACCAUCGGCGACGUCAUCAUGGGCCUGCUGGAUCUGGAGGACGAUCUCGAGCUCCCGGCCUUUGUCGCAAACACCCCGUUUGCAGCCAAAGCCGAUGCUCUGAAGCUCAGCAUCGUGAAGAAGAAGGAAAAGCCAGCCAUCACGGACGACCGCCCCACGGACUCGAAGCCCACGCCGUCAUCGUUCCAGCUCCUGCUUCGUCUCCGAUUCGGCGGCGACACCCUCGGACUGUCGCUUGCCUUUGCCCAGCUGCAGAGCACCGACUGGGGAGCCGAGGCGCGACCCAAACGCCUGGUCAAGGUGGCCCUGCUGGGCCUGCCACCCGUCGACGUGCCCCUGGUCGGCAAUAUUACGCAGCCGUUCGAUCAGCUGUACUUCCUCUGGGUCCAGGACCCGCCUCCCAAGAUAGCAUCCGCCAAACCCCGCGUGGCCGGCCUGACCCGCAAGGACAUUCAGCAGAUCAACGAGGGCUUCGAGGCGGACAACAAGCUGAUUGUCAAGGACAAGUUCAAGGAGAUGAACCCGGCCGACCUCUUGCUGGGCGCGGGAUGCCACGUAGCCGUCAUCACAAAGAACGACGCCGGCGAGAAGACCUGCCUGCUGUCGUACGAGUUCAUGAAGCCCAAGCCGGCGGAGCGUCCAGCCCUCUCCGGCAUGCACGCGCUCGCCGCCCCCGCUGCCGCUCCCGCCGCCGCCCCCGCCGAGGACGACAGCGGGUCCAGCGCGACGGCCCCCUUCAAGAAAAAGGCCGGCCCGCUGUCCAUCAGCAACAUCGGGCUCAAGUACAAGGACAAGAAGAUCCGCAUCCAGUUCGACGCCAUGUUUGAUAUGGGCCCGCUGGCCUUUUCGCUCAUCGGCUUCAGUAUCGGCGUCGACAUCAAGACCCUGGACGACCUGCCGGGCCUGGACGUGCAGAUCGAUGGCCUGGCCGCCGUGUUCAACAAGCCGCCCCUGACCAUCGCGGGUGUCAUCCGACACGGCAACACGGGCGAGCUGGACUACUACGCCGGUGGGCUGGUCGUCGGCUUUGUCCCGUACCAGUUCAUGGCGGCUGGCUUCUACGGCAACGCCACGCCCAAGGACGGGCCGGCAUUUACGUCCAUCUUUGUGUUCGCCAAACUCAACGGCCCACUCAUCACGCUCGAGUUUGCAGAAAUCUCGGGCAUCACGGGCGGCUUCGGCUACAACUCGUCGGUGCGGCUGCCGCGGCCCGAGGAGAUUACCCAAUUUCCGUUUGUGGAGUCGACGGCACUGUCCGGCGCCGACGACGUGCUCGACGUGCUGCUCCGCAUCACGGACCCCGGACCGGCGGGCUGGUUCAAGCCGCAAAACGACACGUACUGGUUCGCAGCCGGCAUGAAGAUCAGCGCCUUCCAGAUGAUCUCGCUAGACGCCGUGGUGCUGGUGCAGUUCGGCACGAGCGUCAAGCUGGCCAUCUUUGGCGUGGCCGUGGCCGACAUACCGACGGCCGCGUCGCCGCUCAAGUACGCGCACGUCGAGCUCGGCAUCGGCGUCGUCGUCGACUUUGACUACGGCGUGCUCAAGGCCGAGGCGCAGCUCAGCCCGCGGUCGUACGUGCUGCACCCCGACUGUCACCUCGUGGGCGGCGCCGCGCUGUACUACUGGUUCGACGCCCCGCGCGCCGACCCGAGCACCGUCGGCCAGUUCGUCUUUACCCUCGGCGGCUUCCACCAGGCCUUUGAGGUGCCCGUCGGGUAUCCCAACCCGCCGCGGCUCGGCAUCAGUUGGCAGGUUGGCAGCUGCCUCAGCAUCUCAGGCCAGGCCUACUUUGCCAUUACACCCAAGGCGUGCAUGGGCGGCGGCCGCCUUAAAGCCGUGUUCCAUGCCGGGCCCAUCAAGGCGUGGUUCGACGCAUGGGCCGACUUUCUCAUCAACUACAAGCCGUUCCACUUCAUGGCCGAGGCCGGCAUCUCGGUCGGCUGCGAGUUUGAGGUCGACCUCGGUUUUGUCAGCUUCACGCUGGGGGUCGAGCUCGGCGCCCGCCUGUACCUCUGGGGGCCGCCUGUCGCCGGCCGCGUCCAUGUCGACUUUUGGGUUGCCAGCUUCGACAUUGACUUUGGCGACAGCGACGCCAAGUGGCAUGCUGUCGGACUGGUGCAGUUUUACGAGCUCGUGCUGCAGGCCAGCGAGAAGAAGCCGGCGGUGGCGUUGGCGGCGCCCAAGGCACUCAUGGCAGACGUCGAGGAAGAGAUUGUCAGCCCGAUGGCCGCGGCUGCCCAGCCUGCCGUCCCUGCCGUCCCUGCCGUGCCCAUCCGGCCCAAGAACGAGGGGCACGUCUUUCUCCCGCAGUCUGGUCUUCUGAACCCGUCCGAGGACUACGAAAAGCAGCCUAAUCCCGAGUGGGUGGUGCGGGCCGGCACAUUUUCGUUUGUCAUCGGCUGCAAGAUGGCCGUAAACUACGUCAGACUCGACCGGGUCGGCGACUUUGACCCAGAGGCAGAGGACGACGGCGUCACAGAUCUGCUCAUGACAUACGGCUCGCCCGACGCAGGCCUCGACGUAUUCGGGAAGCCUAUGCGCCUACUCACCCCCAUGGAGUCGACCUUGACCUUCCAGAUCUCCCAGGACAAGGUGGCGGGUGGCCAGGCGCGGUGGCGUGUCGAGGAGCACAUCAAAUCCGUGCCGCGGGGACUAUGGUCCAAGUACAAACCCGGCGAGGACCCUACCGGCGGCAACAACAACGUCGGCGAGUUGCUCAAGUCGUCCGACGGAUCGAUGCCGCUGUUGAUGGGCGUGCUGGUGACGGCGCCCAAGCCCAUCAAGUCGCGCGACAAUCUUCCGGUCUACAACAUUGCCGACGCGACCCUGGUGCGCCUGACGGCCGAAAAGGUAUUUCCCAAGCCGGUCGCCUCCAACGCAGACUGGGAGCCCACCGAGCCUCUCAAGGAUGCUGUAGAACACUACGGUGCGGUGCUCGAGGCAUGGAAAAAGCCAGCCCUCGGCAGCGACGGCCGGCGCGGUUUCGUAGACAGCUGGGCUUCGGCGUUUGGCUGGGGGCAGGACAGGAUGGCGGGCAAGAUGGCGACCAUGCCCAAGAAGAUGAGAAGCCGGUUUGAGAAGCUAUAUGUAGCAGCGCCGCUGAUGACGGCGUAAAUGUAGUCAAUAUUUGUCGCAGAAGUUGGCGACGUGCUCUACAUGGCGACGUUGAAUUAAGGUGUGCGUCUCGGGAAAACUGCCCUGCGGGGUCGGCAGUGAGUCGGGCAGAGCAGUGGCACAGCAUCUUCUGGACACGGG
Messenger RNA from Gaeumannomyces tritici R3-111a-1, 5611 nucleotides. RefSeq lists its product as hypothetical. The transcript is spliced from 2 exons. Bases 428 to 5470 code for a protein of 1680 amino acids. The record is from RefSeq and is a predicted model, not a curated record. Lineage: Eukaryota; Fungi; Ascomycota; Sordariomycetes; Magnaporthales; Magnaporthaceae.